ACAUACAUGUGCAAGUGGUGUGGAACAAGAUUUUGCAAGGUUUGUCUGGUCGGAGACUUUCAAGGGAAAAUGAAAGCUGAAGAUCACUGUUUUGUUUGCAAUCAGUUAAGGUGUAUUGGAAAACGUGUUGAAUAUGUACCGCUUACAAAGAAACCAGAAACAAAACCCUUAAAAAAGGGAGGGGCGAAAAAAGGCAAAAAGAAAACAGGAAAAGGUAUAAAGAAGACUAGGAAGGGUAAAAAGAAGAAAAAGUAG
This is a messenger RNA of Schistosoma rodhaini, 255 nucleotides long. The record is from the annotation of a GenBank genome assembly. Lineage: Eukaryota; Metazoa; Platyhelminthes; Trematoda; Strigeidida; Schistosomatidae.